Messenger RNA from Melanaphis sacchari, 1794 nucleotides. RefSeq names its product zinc finger BED domain-containing protein 1-like. The record is from RefSeq and is a predicted model, not a curated record. NCBI's taxonomy places the organism in Eukaryota, Metazoa, Arthropoda, Insecta, Hemiptera, Aphididae. Gene Ontology annotation, molecular function: protein dimerization activity. The transcript has 3 exons. Bases 1 to 1794 code for a protein of 597 amino acids.
AUGAGUAAUAAAUGUAAAAGUUGGGUGUGGCUGUACGCUAAACGUCAAGGCGAUAAAGCUUAUUGUGAUUUGUGUACGGAAAAUGAAAAUAAUGAAUUUUGUUGUAUUGGUGGAACAACAGGAUCUUUGGGUAGACAUUUGAAAACUAUACAUGGUAUAAAACCACUCACCACUGUAACACGAAGGGUUGCUUCUGGUCGUGAGCUGGAUAAUGCCGAUACCUUAGCCAGUUCAACUAUGACUUCAAGUUCUUCAGAAGUACAAAGUUCGGAAAUUGGUGCACCAAUACCUAGAAAACGACGACGAACUUAUAAGAAUCAGGAAGACGAUCGAAUUUGCAACUCCGAUAAAACAGAGCAGAUACAUCAAGCAUUAGCAAAAAUGAUAGCCUUGAAUCAAAUGCCCCUAUCUUUUUGUUCAAGUGAAGGAUUUAAACAGUUUAUGACAGUUGUCGAACCUAACUACAAAAUUUGCAAGGAAGGAGCAAUAAAAUCAAGAUUGAAAGCAUUAAAAUCAUCAGUAAAAGAAAUAAUUCAAAAAAACUUGAGAGAUUCUAUAAGUAUAGCUUGUACAUCUGACUGUUGGUCAUCGAUAUCUCAACAAAGCUAUAUUACAGUUAGUGCUCAUAUAAUUGAUAAUCAAUGGUGCCCAAAGUCGUAUACACUUACUACACAUGAAAUGGAGGAAUCUCAUAAUAACGCAAGAAAUAUAAUAAAUGCUGUAAAUUCACUGACGAAUGUAUCCGAAACAUAUGAUUUAACCUGCGCUGCUCAUAGUAUUCAACUCGCGGUCAAUAAUGGAUUACAACAAGAUGGCAUUGAUACACUUAUUCAGUUAAGUAGUAAAGUGGUAGGUCAUUUUAAACAUUCUAAUUUGGCUAAACAUGCUUUAACAAAAAUGCAAGAGCAGCUGGGAUUAAACCAACUAAGUCUCAUACAAAGUUGUAAAACAAGAUGGGAUUCUGUUUAUAUGAUGUUAGAUCGUCUUUAUACAAAUAGAUGCGCUGUAACAAACGUCUUAGCUGACCGCAGUAUAACUAAUGUUGCAAUUGCAAAAAAGUUGGAUAUUUCAGAAUGUGACUGGACAAAAAUGGAAACUGUAGUAGCUUUGUUAAAACCAUUACAAGUUGUAACAACAGUUUUUUGUGGCGAAACACAUUCACCGGGAUCAAUGGUUAGACCUCUUAUUUCAAAAGUGAUAGAAAAACAUUUGAAAAUUAAUACAUAUGAUAGUGAAGUUGUUGUCAGUUUUAAACAGACAGUGGUGUCACAACUAAUAGAACGUUUUAAGCUUAAUAAUUUAACAAACAUCAUAUCUUCAAGACAAGUAGCAUCAUUUUUAGACCCAAGAUAUAAAGAUUUGGAACAUGAGGAAAUCGAAGUAAGAGAAAAUAUCCGUUGCAAAGUACAAAAUUUACUGGUCGAAACGAAUACUUCGGAAAAUAGAGUGGAUAAUGAAGUUCCUAUCCAAAAAAAGAAAGGAGCACUUGAAUAUUUAUACGGCGAUGAAGUUCAUGAAGUCAACGAUGUUUCGACGCAAUUUCAAUGUUACCUUGCAGAACCACAACUGAGAUACGAUUUUGAUCCAUUUGAAUGGUGGAAGUCACAUGAAAAAAAAUAUCCUCUGGUAGCAAUGGCAGCAAAGAAAUUUUUGUCAAUACCAGCCACAUCGGUAAGCUCAGAAAGAUGUUUUUCAACUGCCGGGAAUGUGGUUACGCCCAAAAGAAACAGUUUGGCACCAGAAAAUGUCAAUAUGUUAAUAUUUUUAUAUCAAAAUCGUCAACUUAUGUUAUAA